AUGGCUCAUUCAGCCAUUCCUCUUCCACAAUCUGAGAAGACUGAUCCAGUCGAUGUUGAAAGAAUCGAUGUCGUGCGUGAUGAUUCUCUACCUGUCGGACAUCCUUCCACUCAUGUGCAUCAUGAUACUCGGGUUGCUGAUGAUGAGCCAGCGGCUGCUGAGAACACCACAUUGAGGACGUGGGCUGCAAUAUUUAUUCUUUCAUCUUCGGUCGGUAUAUCUUUUUGGCCGGUACCCACAACGUGUACGCACUCUAGUCCACUUCUCCCCCGUCCCUAUUCACAGGAUACUUCGACACAUCAUUUACUGAUCAGCAGUGUAGCGCCCAUGCUUGCUACUCUAGGAGCGCAGUUUGGUAAUCCUGGCUCAAGUGCAUGGUUUCUAUCUUCAUUUACUACAGGCUGCGCUCUUGGGUUUUUACUUUCAGGAACAACUAGUGAUCUCUUUGGCCGUCGGAUCAUUAUUCUCAUCGGGAACGUGCUCUCGGCAUUGGGCUCAAUUCUCUGCGCUACUUCGCAUGGCUACCGCCAGUUUACCGCGGGCAUGGCUAUUCUUGGUUUCGCAUCUGGUCCGAGUCAGCUAGGUCUGAUUGGUGUACCCGAACUUUUACCAAACAAAUACCGCCAUAUUGGAAUUGUUCUGUCUGACGCCGUACUUUACCCUAUCCUGAUAUGCGCUCCCAUUAUUGGACGAUAUGCGAUCAAAGACCCUACGAGUCGGGAUUGGACCUACAUUUACUAUGCCAGUUUCAUCGCAAUGGUCCUUACUUUUGCUGGAGUCUUCUUCCUUUACAAACCACCUAAGCACCCACGAGGUGUCCCUUGGAGGGCCGCUUUUGCCGGUUUGGACUACGUUGGUGGGCUGUUAGUAACAAGUGGUGUGCUUUUGACGCUGAUGGGAAUCGUCUACACCACUUAUUUGCCAGCUAAAUCGGCGCUUGUCCUGGGUCCACUCUGCACAGGCAUCUUUCUGCUCAUCGUGUUUGGCAUAUGGGAGAACCUUUCCAGUGUGCCAUACAAGCUGUGCCCACCAGCCAUUUUCUCCUAUCACUAUGGUCGAGCAUUUACAGUACCAUUUAUGUUCGGCGCGGUCAUCACGAUGUACUACUAUGCUGCGAAUAUCAUAUGGCCAACCAUGAUUUCCGUCUUCUAUACCACAGCGUCAUCAUCGAUCAACGAUGCGCUCGUUCUCACGCUUCCCUCCAAUCUCGCUUUGGUUGCCGGCGCUAUCACCUUCGCAUGCUUAGGACACAGAAUCGGAUACUGGAAGAUAACGCUUAUAAUCUCCUUUGGACUGGCCGUGAUCUUCGGCGGACUCAUGGCGCUUGUCACACCCCACAACAAAGGACUCAUGACUGCUCUGAUUUUUCUCAUGCAGUGUCUAGUCUUUUUUGGCUGGGCACAGUACGAAGCCGUUGCUUUCGUCCAGUUUGGUGUUGACCAACUUGACCUUGGCGCUUCAGGUGGUCUUGCAGGGGUCGCCCGCUUUGGCGGAGGCUCUCUCGCUGUCGCGGUCUACACAUCCGUCUUGACAAACAGUCAAAGCAAGAAAGCUUUAGAUAUCGUCGUCAAAGCCGGUAUGAAAAACGGUCUAACCGAAGCUGCUGCGGUUCAGCUGCUGUCCGCACUUUCCCUCGGCGCAGAGGCCAUUUCGAAGGUGCCUGGAAUCAACCCAUCCGCGAUCGCUGCUGCAGGCAUAGCAUUCCAAGAAUCCUAUGCAUAUGGGUGCAAAAUGCUUGCGCUCGCAAGUUUGGGCUUUGGUGCAUUUGGACUCUGCUUGUGCUUCUUGUGCGAGGACAUCGGACCCAAGAUGAACAACAAGACGAAUGUGUUCUUGGAGAAUGAUGUGAACGCUACAAAGAACGAGUUUCACUAG
Molecule: messenger RNA, 1875 nt
Organism: Exophiala viscosa
Lineage: Eukaryota; Fungi; Ascomycota; Eurotiomycetes; Chaetothyriales; Herpotrichiellaceae
Product: fungal trichothecene efflux pump-domain-containing protein
Exons: 5
Coding region: 1-1875 (624 amino acids)
Biological process (GO): transmembrane transport
Cellular component (GO): plasma membrane
Molecular function (GO): transmembrane transporter activity
Source: RefSeq, a predicted model, not a curated record